AUGAAUUGUUUGGAGAUUUCUUUCCCCGUGGACGUUUCGGUGCCGGCUAAGCUUAUGGGAUCUGAAGGCUUUGGUGGUGGAGGAGGAGUUAGGGUUUCGUCCAACAAAGCUGAUAACAAGUGUGAGACUGCUCGCGUCAAUUCUCCGAUUGAGCGUUGCAGUGCUUCAAUUAGCAAGAAAGGAGCUGGAAGCAGCAGUGGUGCUUCAGAUUCAUCGCUAUGGCGCAAACUGAUGCACUCACACGACUUUGUGCAUGAUAGGCUUACAAAGCUUCGUGUUGAGACUUCAUCAGAGCCUCAAAACGGUUAUCUUCCAAUCGCGAGCCCAGAGAGUGCAGAGUUUCCCAGGAAAAGAGGGAAGCUUUCGAGAAGUAGCAGUAGCAAUGUGACUUCGAAAAGGACUAAAUUGAUUCUUUUAGAUGAUACAGUGAACACAGUGAGAGUGAGAGAAAAUGACACCAAGGAGAUUUGUGGACAAGGAUCUACUUCUCACUCAGAUAAACCCUUAGCAGUGAAGCAACGAAGCAACUGUAGUGGCAGGCGAGGUGAGAAGAGGAGUUCAAAAGUUCCCACUAGAACUUUCUCCAACGUCAGUGUAGCUACUGGCGAGAAUGCAUUCUUCGGUGCGUAUGGCCUGAAGCCUGAAAUAAACGAUGUGACAAAACUCAUUGAAGAUUUGUCUUUGAACAAGCUUCUUGAAGGCUCUUAUGAGUGUCCUUCUUUGGGCAGCAAAGACAAGAUGAAGAAACCGGAGAAUACUAGUGACACUCUGCUGAGUGUGGUCAGAAACGUUUGGUCUAUUCUUCCAACAAGAAGGCCUCUCCAGUCUCAAAGCUCUGCUGAAUUAGACGCUUGCAUCAGCAGAACUCUGGGCUCACCAAGCUCUCUCUCCGCCACACUAAAUGGUGAAAACAGCGAUAAGUUAAAUGCUCUUGAUGGAGAUCCAUCCUCUUCUUCCAAGGAUUCUGAGAUUCCUUCUAGUCCGCUUAAUUUUCAGUUAUGCGAGGCUAGUGAUGUAUUGCAAAGACUAGACCUUCCUCCGCCGAAAGAUUUAGACUCUCUGCUUCAAGAUGCUUCAAAACUUUCUCAGAGCUCAAAGAACAGCUCUGACCAGCAGCGUUCAGCUAAACAAGCACCUCCUCGUGGUGGGUUAUUGCCGCAUUUCCCUUGGUCUCAAGCAUUUAACGGAAGCUCGAGAACCAGCUCGGAAGCAGCAAAGCUUCUAAACGGCAAGACACUCUGUCAAGGACGUUGGCUAAGAAUAGCAGACACCACCAUGAGUCCUCCUCCCACCAGUCAAUUCACAAAUCUGGAUUCACUCACUUUCAACCAAAGCUUAGUCCAUCCAGUACAGAACCAAACUAACACCACUUCUUGCCAGUGCACAGAAGCAUCUGUCUCUACCUUUGUUCCUACAGGUAAGAAUCUAUCUCCGAGUGCAGAACCAGAGAGAUCCGGAGAUGUUCAAGACGAUGCUUUAUCCUGUCCUCAGCUGAUAGAAGCUGCUCAAACGCUAUGUGACUUCACAAUCCAAUCCGGAAACCACAACAACAACAACCCAAACGGUAUCCUCAGAUGGCCAAAGAAGCUUUCUCAGAAGUCCAUGAAAGCUCGUAAGUCCAAACUAAUCGAAAAGCCUCCGGAAAGAAACGGGACAAUCGUUUCCUCCUUGGAUCUUAACUCAAGCAGCAAGAACAACAACAACAACAACCACGUGAGAAAAGAUUCAGGAGCAGAGCAUAACCAUCAUCAACAUCAACAUCAGCAACAUCAUCCUAAGCCUUCAAAGAGACUGAAACUAUCAACAAUGGAGAGUAACAAGAAAGGGUCAUUCCCAAGCUCAUCAUCAUCAGCCGCGAUAGAGUCAGAUAGGAAACAUUCAUCUUCAAGUUCAAGCAAGUUCAGGAACCAUUCCCGUAUGAUGAUGCCGCCUCCACCAUCAAAGAGAACACUCCAAAAAUCAUCCACUUAUCCUCAGAAAGCUCGGAAGUUUCCAUGA
Messenger RNA from Microthlaspi erraticum, 1998 nucleotides. NCBI's taxonomy places the organism in Eukaryota, Viridiplantae, Streptophyta, Magnoliopsida, Brassicales, Brassicaceae. The record is from the annotation of a GenBank genome assembly.